AUGACCACUCAAAGAAUACUGGCAGCAUGGAUGAGGCAGCGUUGCUCCGUCUCAAAUCGACAUUGGAUACAACGAAACUUUACUCAAACAGCUGUGCAGAGAGAACGAGCUCUGGCUUAUCCUCGCUUUCAUAUACAACCCGAGAAGCAUGGCAAGUGGAUCACAGCAAAAGAUCUGCUCAAAUAUCAGCCACUGGAGAAAGGAAAGAAGGCUGAAGAUGAUCUUGUUACAUUGACAGGUCGCAUCAUCUCCAAAAGAGAAUCCAGCGCCAAGUUGAUCUUUUAUGACAUUAUGCAGAACGGCGAAUCAGUACAAGUAGUAGCAUCUCGAGGAAGAUUCAGUGGCUCACCAGAGGACUUUGCGGAUAAGAAUAGAGAUUUAUGUAGAGGCGAUAUUGCCUCAUUCACGGGUGUACCUGGCAAGACAAACCAUGGACAACUGAGCGUAUUCGUCACCAAGGAUUUACAAGUGCUUACGCCAUGUUUACACGACAUUCCUCGCACAGGCCUCAAAGAUCCAGAAAAGCGAUUUCGUGCCAGACAUUUAGAUUUGCUCGUCAACCCAGAAUCAUCCAAAAUAUUACGCACCCGAUCGAAAGUUAUCAGAUUCAUCCGAGAUUUCUUUGACAAACGAGGCUUUUUGGAAGUAGAGACGCCUAUUUUAUCAGGAAAGGCGGGUGGAGCAAACGCACGACCUUUCGAAACCCACGCUCAUGCCAUGGACAUGGAUAUGCAACUUCGAAUUGCACCUGAACUCUACCUCAAACAACUGGUGAUUGGCGGCAUAGAUCGAGUGUUCGAGAUUGGAAAGCAGUUUAGAAACGAAGGCGUGGAUUCAGAUCAUAAUCCCGAGUUUACUACAUGCGAAUUCUAUCAAGCGUAUGGAACUCUAGAGGGCCUGAUGCAGGAUACAGAGACAUUGCUGUCAGAAAUGGCGGAGUGUGUGUGCGGCCAGACGCCGAUUUUGCUAAAGUCAGGGGAAGAGAUCAACUUUCGUGAUCCGUUCAAAAGAAUCAAUGUCAUGGAUAGAUUAAGCAGCGAAUUGGGCACUUCGUUGCAGUUUCUAGAAUCAAAAGAUGCUUUAAAUCAAUUGACAUCGUUAUGCCACGCAAAGGGGAUCAAGUUGUCUGGGCCAUUGACAUUAGCGCGUAUUUUGGACAAACUCAUAUCUGAAUACAUCGAACCCGAAUGCAUUCAACCUACAUUUCUAUACAACCACCCACUUGCAUUAAGUCCGUUGGCAAAAGAUGCUAUUGAUAUUAAGGGCCAAACAGUGGCUGCAAGGUUUGAACUAUUUGUGGGCGGAAAAGAGGUUGUGAAUGCCUAUGAAGAGUUGAAUGACCCCCAAGAGCAACGCAAACGCUUUAGAAUGCAAUUACAAGAUAGACAAGAUGGUGAUCUAGAAGCGCCUUUACCAGACACAGACUUUUGUGAUGCCUUAGAGUAUGCAUUACCUCCUACGGCUGGCUGGGGAAUGGGAAUUGAUAGAGUCGUACAACUGAUGACUGGUGCUACACACAUUCGUGAGGUUUUGGCAUUCCCAGUGAUGCGCCCAAACAAUCCAGCUGCUGCUAGUAACCAUUGCAACACUGCCACAUUGAGUAACCAUAACAACGACACUACCACACACCAAUAA
This is a messenger RNA of Mucor velutinosus, 1635 nucleotides long. RefSeq names its product Processing alpha glucosidase I (gene CWH41). Gene Ontology annotation, biological process: lysyl-tRNA aminoacylation. Lineage: Eukaryota; Fungi; Mucoromycota; Mucoromycetes; Mucorales; Mucoraceae. The record is from RefSeq and is a predicted model, not a curated record. Gene Ontology annotation, cellular component: cytoplasm; cytosol. The transcript has 5 exons. Gene Ontology annotation, molecular function: lysine-tRNA ligase activity; ATP binding; tRNA binding. The coding region runs from base 1 to 1635 and encodes 544 amino acids.